Papaver somniferum (opium poppy) is the source of this 471-nucleotide messenger RNA. RefSeq names its product putative disease resistance protein RGA3. The transcript has a single exon. Bases 1 to 471 code for a protein of 156 amino acids. The record is from RefSeq and is a predicted model, not a curated record. Gene Ontology annotation, biological process: defense response to fungus. Gene Ontology annotation, molecular function: ADP binding. Lineage: Eukaryota; Viridiplantae; Streptophyta; Magnoliopsida; Ranunculales; Papaveraceae.
AUGAAUAGCUCUAGCAAUCAGCAGAAUUAUCCUAUUGUUGUCAUAGUUGCCAUGGGAGGAGUUGGGAAAACUACACUAGCUCAGAUCGUUUACAGCGAUGAUGCUGUAACACGUCACUUUGAAUAUAAGUUGUGGGUGUGUGUUUCCCAAAGUGCUAAUCAGAAGGAGGUAUUUAAUCGGUUGUUGGAAUCCAUCAAUCAAAAGAAGGAUGACUUUUCAAGUUUGGAUGUUUUGGUGAACAGUCUCAAAAAGAACCUGCAGAAUAAGAGAUAUUUGAUAGUUCUCGACGAUAUGUGGAAUGAUAAGCACAAUGAAUGGGACAAUAUGUUGAAGACUUUGUUGCUUAUUGGCGCUCAAGGAAGCAAAGUGAUCGUGACAACACGAAGUAAUGAAGUUGCCUCCAUGACGAGUUCUUUAUAUAGGUACAAAUUGGGCAAUUUGUCUGACAAAGAAUGUUGGACUCUGUUUUAA